Molecule: messenger RNA, 2433 nt
Organism: Blepharisma stoltei
Lineage: Eukaryota; Ciliophora; Heterotrichea; Heterotrichida; Blepharismidae
Source: the annotation of a GenBank genome assembly
AUGCAUUUGGCAUCAACGCCAGCAUGGAGUUUUGCCCAGAAAUAUACAAACAAGCUAGAGUCCCAAGCACCUGGACCAGGAUCGUAUUCGCCAAAAGGAGGGCGUCAUGAACAAUCUCCUCAAUAUCGAAUUGGAACAAGUAUAGAAGUUUCCUAUGUUUGGCGCUGUAAGGCCGAUAAAUUCUGAUCGGAAUUUAUCGGUUGGCUGCACCAAAUCAAUGCCUUGGUCGGACCAAAAAGCGAUUUGGUCCGACGAACUUGGAAAGCUCCUGGGAAAAUGUCUGCGCUUUCAGCGCUAUAUAGAGGAAACCUCUAUAAAAGGCACGAUUUUACAAAAGGCUCCGCAAAUUCUCCAGGCCCAGGAGCUUAUGACCCUGACAAAAAGGAACAUUCUCCAGCUCCUAAGAUGGGAAACAGCAAAAGAGAUCCCUUAAGUGAUACCUUAGCUAAUCCAGGUCCUGGAACAUACCAGAUUCCUUCAAAAAUCCAAGAAGGGCCUCAGUACAGCAUCCAGCGCAAGUAUUCUUCCAACACCUCCCAAGUUGUGAGAAUGGCUUUUUGUUAAAUAAUGAGAGAGAUUAAAUAUUAAAUAUAUAAAUAUUGAAAGGGAUAAUCUAAUUAAUUUAUAAAAUUUAGGGUGUUAGGGCAUAAGCUGUCUAAAGUUAGCUCAUCAUAACUAUAAUGCCAAAUUAUUAUUUGUAUUACUUCCAGGGGAUUUGAUUUCCGAAUAAAUAGGAAAUUUUCUAAGAUUUUGCUUACUAAUCAAGUGGGGAGUAAAGGCUUUGGAGACUCUCCAGGCCCAGGACAAUAUGAGCAAGGACUUAAUGAUUUCACAGCCAAAGAAAGGCCUACAAGUGCUAGGAUCGGUACUGCUCGAAGGGAUGAUCUAACAGACAAGCAUGCAGCUGCCUAUCCAGGUCCUGGUACAUAUGAGCAUAGACCUCAAAGUGCAGGUCCCAAAUGAGCAUUUGGCAAUGAAGCAAGAUCUAAAUUUAAUAAAUCAGAUGAGCCUGGUCCUGGGACUUAUGAAAUGGGAGGAACUUUAAAUGUGAAAGGAUGGAGUAUUAGUGGGAAAUACCCAGAUGGAGUAGGAACUGACAAACUCAAUGCUCCUGGCCCUGGGGCUUAUGAUCCUGAAAUUAAUUCAAAAUUGCCUUCAUAUUCUAUUGGCAGGUCUGGAAGAAGUGAUUUUACAAAAAAUGGGGAAUGGCAGCCAGGACCUGGAGCUUAUGACCAAUCUUUAAGACCAAGCUCAUCAGGUCCAAAGCUGGGAACUGGGAAAAGGCCACCUUUAUCAGAAGCUGAAAACACACCUGGUCCUGGAGCUUAUAAUUAUAAAAGCACAAAUGAGAGUCCUCAAUACUCAAUGCCUGGAAGGACAGGUAAAGAAGGAAGGCCACUAACUCCAGGUCCUGGACAUUACAACCCAGCUGGCUCCAUUACUGAAAGAGGAUCACCUUCAUAUAGAAUUGGCAGUGCCAGGCGAGAUGAUGACAAGCCUGAUAGUGUCCGAAAUAGAUAUCCAGGACCUGGUAUAGAAAUUUCCCAUAGAUGGCGCUGUUUACCCUUGAUUUGCCCACUGGAGAAAUUUUUUGGUUCGACCAGUCCCAUAUGGUUUGGUCAAAUCAAAAAAUUUUUCUCAUGGGCAAAUCAAGGGCAAACAGCGCCAUCUAUGGGAAAUUUCUAUAGCUACUCAAGCAGACCUCAAAGUGCAGGGCCAAAAUGGGGAUUUGGGACUGAAAAAAGAGACAAAAUAAAUGGAAAUAAUAGUGUAGGACCUGGCCAAUAUGAAAUGAGAAGCAGUUUAGACCAAAAAGCAUGGAGUAUGUCAGGCAGACAUCCAAAUCUAGAUGAAAAAAAUGGAGAAUACCCAGGACCUGGAGCUUAUAACCCUAAAGGAAGCUAUGGAUCACCUAACUAUGGUUUUGGCACAAGCAAAAGACCUCAGUCAGCAGGUGCUCACUCUCCAGGCCCUGGAGCUUAUAAUGUUAGAAAAGACUUCAACAAAACAGCGCCUCUAUUUGGGACAGGAAAGAGACCACCAUUAUCAACAAUCACAGACACACCAGGACCAGGAGGUUAUAAUCUUAAUAGUGCCAGAAGUGGCCCAGCCUACUCUAUGAGCGCAAGAACAUUAAAUGAUAAGAAUUAUGUGACACCAGGGCCAGGAGCGUAUAACCCAAGCUUAUAUUCAGGAAAUCCCAGCUGAAGUGUAGGAAGAGAAAAAAGAAACGAAAUUCAUAGCUUGUCUAAGUCUCAAAGCGCAGUUGGACCAGGAUUUUAUGAUAUAAGAGGACAACUAGGCGGUCCUAAGUGGGGAUUUGGAACGUCUUCAAGAUCGUCUAAAGUAAGGUCAGACUCCCCUGGACCUGGAAACUAUGAAAUUCGAUCAUCCAUUUCAAAUUUGCCGAGCUACGCAAGAGUAGGCCGUUAG